Messenger RNA from Sus scrofa (pig), 2305 nucleotides. It is a transcript of the gene A3GALT2, whose product is annotated as alpha 1,3-galactosyltransferase 2. Lineage: Eukaryota; Metazoa; Chordata; Mammalia; Artiodactyla; Suidae. Gene Ontology annotation, biological process: carbohydrate metabolic process. Gene Ontology annotation, cellular component: Golgi apparatus; membrane; vesicle. Gene Ontology annotation, molecular function: hexosyltransferase activity. The record is from RefSeq and is a predicted model, not a curated record.
GAGAUGGAAUAAACUCAAAGACAUAAUGGUCAGUGGAAAAUACAAGGCAAGGAAGAGCAUAUCAGCAGGCUACCGUGUGUGGGAGGAAAAGCACAGGAAGAGAAGGAGAGAGCGCAUUUGCUACCGUAUUUACAUUUGCCUGCAUAUACACGACUGUCCCCAUGCAGAGGAACAGGAAAGACUGCACUGUCUAUACUCUCUAGGACCUUUGAAUGUCUGCCAUGUGCACAGAGUAAUAUAUUCAUAGUCAAAGCAAAUAAAAUGAAACAUUAAAUUAUAUACUUUCCCAUAUAUAUGUAUAUAUGUGGAAAUUACACACACACACAUAUAUAUUUUGUGUUGCUAAUGUCCCUCCCUACUCCCCGCCCACCCAGGGCCUGGAAGAGAAUCUUCUGGUGGUUGAUCCUACUUGCACUUGACCUCUUAGGGCUGCUCCUGUUUGGCCUCCCUGCUGUCAGGCAUCUGGAAGUCCUUGUCCCCAUGGGUGUCUGCCCUUUGACCAGAACACCCCUGCUGAGAGACAACUUCACGGGUCCCCUGCAUCCUUGGGCCCGGCCUGAAGUCCUGACCUGCACCUCCUGGGGGGCCCCCAUUAUAUGGGACGGCACCUUCGACCCAGAUGUGGCCCAGCAAGAGGCUGCCCAGCAGAACCUCACCAUUGGCCUGACGGUCUUUGCUGUGGGCAGGUACCUGGAGAAGUACCUGGCACACUUCCUGGAGACAGCAGAGCAGCACUUCAUGGUGGGCCAGUGCGUCGUGUACUACGUGUUCACCGAGCGCCCUGCAGCCAUGCCCCGCCUGCUGCUGGGCCCCGACCGUGGGCUACGGGUGGAGCACUUGGCGCGUGAGCGGCGCUGGCAGGACGUGUCCAUGGCGCGCAUGCGCGCGCUGCACCCGGCGCUCGGGGGGCGCCUGGGCCACGGGGCGUGCUUCGUGUUCUGCAUGGACGUGGAUCAGCACUUCAGUGGCGCCUUCGGGCCCGAGGCGCUGGCCGAGUCGGUGGCGCAGCUGCACGCCUGGCACUACCGCUGGCCGCGGUGGCUGCUGCCCUUUGAGCGUGACACGCGCUCGGCCGCCGUGCUGGGCCCGGGCGAGGGCGACCUCUACUACCAUGCGGCCGUGUUCGGGGGCAGCGUGGCCGCGCUGCGGCGUCUGACGGCGCACUGCGCCCGGGGCCUGCGGCGGGACCGCUCGCGCGGCCUGGAGGCGCGCUGGCACGACAAGAGCCACCUCAAUAAGUUCUUCUGGCUGCACAAGCCCACCAAGCUGCUGUCGCCUGAGUUUUGCUGGAGCCCCGAUCUUGGCCGCUGGGCUGAGAUCCACUGCCCGCGCCUGCUCUGGGCGCCCAAGGAGUAUGCCCUGCUGCAAAGCUAGCAAUGCCGGUGGGGGCCCUUCUGGAAGCAGCGGGGCACUGGGGGUGGGGGGAGACUGCGUGAACGCCUCCCCCGCUGCGGCAUGGCUGCAGGAGGCUGGGCCUUUGGGACGUGGCUCCCGGAGGAGGAUGAGCCAUCCCUUUCCAUCGAGACCCGGGCACCUCCAGCUGCCUGGAGACCUUUCACCUCUGACCUUACUGAGUUCAGCGGAGGCCCUCUGAAGAGAUGUUUUAGCCCCUUCCCCAUAUCCCCUACGCUUUAUAUGGUACUGAGGCGCCAAAAGGGAACAUGAUGGCCCGAGGACCCAGAGGAUCUAUGAGUCAGCCUGUGAGGUCAGCAGCUGGAGAGCAAGACUGACCCUCAGGCCAAAUACAUCUGCUUCUAGGCACAAGCCCCAGAUGAAGAAACUCAGUGGCAUCCGGUUCCCUGACUUUGCUGGUUAACCUCCCCCGCUCUCUACACCGUUGGUACAUAGUUAAGUAAUAUUAUAAUAAACUACAUUAUUCCAAAGUGCCCUUAUGGCCCUUUCUCCUAGAGAGUCAAAAGUCCACAAAGAAGACAUUUCCCGGCCACGGGUCCCAUAUGGCUGUUUGGCCACAGUGUCUGGGAGAUCAGUGUUCUCACCCAUGCUUGCUGUCCAGACUCUUCAUCCUCAGUAGGGAAAAACACACGUCUGAGUAGGAGCGUGAAGUCAUGAGGCCCUCCAGGAAAGGUGGUUCCCUCCAGGAAAUAGCUGUGGGGACAAGGACAUUAUCUGCUGGAAGCCUGCCCCUGAGAUUGUCUGACAGUUGGGGAAAUGAGAGGGUGGGCCUUCCCUCUGGGUCUUUUGAACCAUUUAGGUAGUGUUGUCAUAGACCUUGAUUUUUUUUUUUUUUAAUUUGUCUUUUUAGGGCUAAACCCAUGGCAUAGGGAGGUUACCAGGCUAGGGGUUU